AUGCAAAGUUUUAAUAAUAAUAAAUGCGAAGAUGCAACUCAUUAUACAUGCGAGCAAUUGAAGGGAUAUUACACAACAAAGAAAGCCUGCACUCUAUGUAAGGGUGCUAGUACUUAAUAUGACAUUAAUAAUCAUAUUUGCUAUUAUCUUCUGACGAGAAGUGUUUCAAAAUGCAACCUAUUAAACAAAUAGGCAUGUUUAUAAAUGACAAAAGGGAUAAAAUGUAAAUGGGAAGAUUAUGAAUGUAAAUAAAUAGAUAGAAUAACCGGAUCUGAUAGUAGAGAUUGUUCAAUUUAUAAUUAAGAUGCUUGUAUAUAAUUCUAGUAAGAUUGUUGGUUUGAUUAGAAUAUUGGUUAUUGUACAUAGUUUGAUCCAACUUAAGGUUCUUGUAAUUUAUUAUUAAAUGAAGAUCUUUGCUUAUUUUCAUUAAAGGAAUCUUGUUUAUGGGAUUCAAUUAAUUUAAAGUGUAUGAAGAAUGAUAAUCAAAUUACAUAAUGUUCAGAAUUUAAAUAAAUUUGGAUGUUUAAAUUAAUCAAUCAUGUCAUGUGUAUGGUCAGAUCUUUAUAAAUGUUAAUGGGCUAUAUUAAAUGA
This is a messenger RNA of Paramecium tetraurelia, 591 nucleotides long. RefSeq lists its product as uncharacterized. The transcript has a single exon. NCBI's taxonomy places the organism in Eukaryota, Ciliophora, Oligohymenophorea, Peniculida, Parameciidae. The record is from RefSeq and is a predicted model, not a curated record.